GACCCGAGAAAACGCGGCGAAGGAGAGCUGUGCAGAGGAGUGCUGCGCAGGAGGCGCGGGGCAUGGCUGCGACAGUGUUGGGCUUAGGGUUCGCAGAUGAAGACUCGACGACGCUGCUGUUUGGUACCGGGAGAACAAUAAAACCAGUCCCACGCAGUCUUGCAACACAGACGCUUUAGCCACCUCUCGGGCUGGAGAAGAAGAAGAAGAAGAAGAAGAAAAGCGGGCCGCGAACUGUCAGCACAAGAAGUGGAAAAGCGAAAAGGUUUUGGAAACAUGUUCCGUGCGUUUUCUUCCCCAAUGAAAGCGGAGCGCAGCCGGAACAAGGAGCGGCUGGAGGCGAGCUUGGCCGGCCUGUGUGAGCUGGACUUACUGAAACAGAGGCAGGAAUGCCUGGUGCUGAGCGCUCUCCGCCUCGGGGACUCCUCCGUCCCCGCGCGUCUGGCCUGGGGAGACCUGCGGCCGGAGCGCGGUUACGCUUUGGACGUCUCCAAAGGAAGUGCGCCGGGCGACCACGGACUCAGGCGCCAGCCAAGCAUUCUCCAGUGUACCCCCUGGGGUAUAAUGGUGUCUUUAGAGCAGCAGGUGGCAGAACUGAAGGUGAACGCUGAAGCCAGCAGGUCAGUGGAGUCGCCUUCUGACCGGGGGGAGCUCCAAUGCAGUUCUGGCCAGAUCCUUGCAUCCAAUUCAGAUGGACUUCCUGACUCUGGUUACCGCACCUCAGUCAUGGGCUCCUAUUCAGCCCUUUAUCCCUCCAAGGAGAGUGUUGCUGAAGGAACAGGGGAACCAGAUAAAGGGGAAACGUCACCCUUGGACCCUAGGAGUGGGACACAGGGUGAGGAUGACUUAGGAGAGAUGGAAGAUGGCGAGCCCACUGAAGAAGAUUAUCAACAAGCCCAACGGGCCGAGACUUACAUGUUUGGACUGAUCCAACGCCGAGCAGUACCACCGCGCUCUUCUAAGCCCCGCACCAGCCUGUCACAUGAUACCCGAGCUGUCACCGUGACAAGGCAGAGCAGUUUAUGUCGCAAAGAAAACCAGAAUUUACCCAUGCAGGUUUCGAAUCAGGGGAUGCCCGAGCUCCCUGCUCCAUCCCAAGUUCUGGAAGUAUCUCAUAGCCUGGAUCAUGAGCAUUUUCUGGCGACGGGGUUUGUUGAAGAAUCCCCACAUUCCUACCAUCACCUCCAGCAAAGUAGCCAGCACCAGCCAGAACCCUACCCCAGACCCAGGCAGCCUUCCCUGGUAAAAAGCCCCCGUUCAACUUCUGUGGAUUAUCAGUCCUGCAGAGUGUUUCAAGGCCGCCAGGACUCCAGCAACAGUGAGCCUGAUUCACCCCAGCGCAUCCAAAAUCACCCCUUUCCUCCACCUGCACCACCGCCUAAUCCACAGCCUUCCCCCGAUGAGCAGUUGGUCAAUGCUGAGUAUAUCCCAGCCCAGCCCUGCAGGGCCUCUACCAGAACCUCAGCCCAUCAUCACUCCAACUGUCCCAGGGGCUCUGGGGGAUCCAAGCCCGGUCGAAGCACAUACUCUCCAGAAAGAUCCUCCCACCAACACCAAGAGCAGCAGCCCACAGCUUCACAGAUUCAGCACUCCAGGUCCAGAGCAGGUCCCAAAAAGUGCCGCUCCAAUGAAGACAAAGGAGGGGCCUCAAAGAAGCCAGGGAAGAAGGCAUGCCGGUCUCAGUCCGAGAACAGCCUCCAACGAGCUCCAGAGCGUAAGUACAGUACGAUGGAGAGAGAUGGAGGUGGAAGUGGAAGUGGUGGAGGGGGGAGCCGUGGCAGUCAGUCCAAGGGGAAGAAGCUGCAGCAAGGGAGCGGAGGCUACCGACGCUGGCGGUCCACCCUGGAGCUCAGCCAAGAUGAGGCUGAUCAGCCACCUGCACAGGCACCUCAACCACCCCCUUCAGCCCCAAGCCAAAGAGACCACUGUGCCAGACGCACCCGUAAAUCUCGCCCCACACACUCAUCAUAUGCCUAUCCCCACCAUAGUCAUAGCCACCAUCACUCUAAUCAUCACCAGCAUGUGGAGUACCAGAUGGAAAGGGAUCAUAUCCGGCUGUCUCAGCCCGACGAGGGCUACACUCAUCAUGGUCAUGUUGAAUCUGAGUCAAGCAUGAGUGAGGCUGACUCCCCAGAUUCCAGCUCCUUGUCCAGUGACUCAGACGAAAGUGGGGGUCUGGUAUGGCCCCAACAACUGCCCCCCCAGCUUUCACUCCCAUCUCCCCCUGCCCCUCCUGGAGUCCCACUGCAGCACAAGGCUUUUGUCAAGAUCAAGGCAUCACACGCCCUGAAGAAGAAGAUCCUGCGCUUCCGCACCGGCUCCCUAAAGGUAAUGACCACUGUAUAGGACUGCGGGACUGGAUGCUGGGAGGUGUUGGAGAAAAGUGCGGCAAUCUGGCCAUGAGACCUCCAGUUUUACCUUUUUUUCUUCUGGGCGCUGUAGCUGCAGCUCUAUGGGCUGUGUGGAGCAGUGGACUAGAGUAUGCAGUGAAUAUAACAGCUCAUACAUACAACUCAUGCAAAAACAAUUUGACCUUAUAAAUACUAUGAUCUAGGCCAAAUGGAAUUAGUGACGAGAGAUCAGCCGCCGAGCCUAAUGAAGACAUUUCAAUACCUGAAACCUAUUUAGAGCAACCUUUACCUGCCAAUGAAACAAUUUGUACAAAAGGUAUUAAUUUGUAUUUAGAUUGUUAACAUCUUGUUGUACAGGGUCCUCCUCAUUUAUAAAACAUACUUACACAACCCCCUAAUAGAGAAUAAAAUAGGCCAUGAUAACAGCUGGUGAUGCAACUCUUAUCAAAUUUCUUUUUAAUAUCCCGAAUGUGGGACAGAUUCAUAAAAUCUCAAGACUUGCACUGUUUUACAGAAUAAUUCAGAUUUGCUGGCCCACUGCAUGCUGCAGAUUUAGUUUUAGUUUAGUAUUAGUUUCAUUGUAUCAUUUAAACUAUUUAUGUUCAAAAAUCUACAGUGAAAUGACAUGAAACUGUGUAGAAUGGUCCCCAGCAUUUAAUUUCUUUUGGAAAAAAAAGAAAGAAAAUCAGUCAUGAACCCAUCAAAUGAUGGUCCAGAUCACCCCAAACAAUCCAUUUGACCCACUGACUUCACUUCUACCCUUCUUCUCUGAAACCAUGUCUGGUUUCUUUGUGGGGUAUAGUAGUGUAACGGUACAAGUUCAGUAGUAUGCCUGAAUCCUCAUGGCCAGUAGGUGUGCUACUGAAGAAGGUAAGAAGGUUGUGCUCUUCACUAAGACAACAUCAAAUCAUUCUGUCCAGAAAUAAAUGACGGUGGCAAACAAUGCAAAAAUGUUAGCAAAGAAAAAAAGAAGUAUUUUGGUUAAUAUGUGGUACUGUGUCAUAUUACCAAGAUUGCCAAAGCUCUAGCAAAACCCUCACUUUGUCAAGAAUUUGCAAUUAAAACAAGUUCCAUCAGACAAAGAAGUAAUUUUCAAUGGCAAAACUCUGUGUAGGCUUUUACAAUUGUAGCAGUUGCUAAUAUGCUAUAACGUUAGCAGUGGUACUGUGGGUUGCUAAUAUGCUAUAACCUUAGCAGUGGUACUGUGGGUUGCUAAUAUGCUAUAACAUUAGCAGCGGUACUGUGGGUUGCUAAUAUGCUAUAACGUUAGCAGCGGUACUGUGGGUCGCAAGAUUAAAUGCUCCACUGAGUAUUCUUCAAGACAAUGGUGUAAGAAGUUGAUCAACACUUACACUUUCUACAGUUUAUAUCUUGAUAAUGCAUAUGGACUAACAAAAACCUGUUAGUCCAAAAUACUAUGAAAUAUUACAUUGUCACUUUGAGUAAGUAAUUGACAGUAUUAUCAUUUAAGGUGCACUACACCUCUUCCUAUUUACUACUACCUUCUCCCUUGUACUAAAUUUGUGUAUGAAACUGAGACCUUUUGUUUAAAUUAAAAACAAUGCCAAAACACUAUUAGAUUUUUUUUCUAUUCAUUAGAUCUGAAAAGAUGGUUUUAUCAACCCACUGCUCAAUCUGUGGCGCAAAUCCACAUUCUCAACCAAGACUUAUGUUGAUAUUUAUAAUGCAAAAGUUCCCUCACCACUUUUACUCUUUCAAAAAGUCCAUCGCUGUGAUUUAUUUAAAGCCAUUGAUCAGUCUGAACAGUCAAUAUGUGAUAUUGUCUUGAGUAUGUUCUGCACUUCAGUAUUUAUAAAAAGCAAGAGAAGAUAUGUUAUUUCUUCAGUUCCUUAUAAGAUAGUACUUAUUUUCUAUCUUCUGAAAAUCUGUCACCCGACUAUGAAAAAAAAUUCAUAAUAUGACCUAGGUUGGUCAUAAUAUGAAUUUUUUUGGCAAAGGAGCUACAGUACAUUACAUUUGAUUUUCAGUUUCAUCAUAAGGGCAGGUUGGACCAGUUUGGCACUGAUGAAAGCUGCUUUACCCACCCUGCUAUGUGUCACCAAAUGGCCAAUGCAUGCUUGUGUCCCCACACAGCAGGCAGCCCACACACAGACAGGCUGUUCACACCUGGCAUCAACAUGCGUCUUGGGUGAUCCGAUCACAAGUGGACAGCUCUAAGUACGUCAGUUCACACCUGGCAUCAGAAUGCGUCUCCACAUGUGUCUCGAGUGACCACUUGUGAUUGGAUCUCACUUUCCCUGCUCUAUAUGCAAAUAAACACGUACAUCACUGUGGAA
Messenger RNA from Lampris incognitus (smalleye Pacific opah), 4648 nucleotides. RefSeq names its product dapper homolog 3-like. Gene Ontology annotation, cellular component: cytoplasm. The record is from RefSeq and is a predicted model, not a curated record. Bases 277 to 2346 code for a protein of 689 amino acids. The transcript has 3 exons. NCBI's taxonomy places the organism in Eukaryota, Metazoa, Chordata, Actinopteri, Lampriformes, Lampridae. Gene Ontology annotation, biological process: negative regulation of canonical Wnt signaling pathway.